Ambispora leptoticha is the source of this 618-nucleotide messenger RNA. The record is from the annotation of a GenBank genome assembly. Lineage: Eukaryota; Fungi; Glomeromycota; Glomeromycetes; Archaeosporales; Ambisporaceae.
AUGUCUACAAAUAUAACAGCUGAAAAUGUUCGAUCAUGCUCAUUAAACAAUGGUAAAAUGAAAAUUAAGAUCAAAGGAUUUUUACCUAGUUGUGCACAUAUUAUUUCAUUUUACCCCCGUACUGCGCAGAAGGUUAUAGAAAAUAGUACUUCAUCAAACAUACCUAAUCACAGCUUGAUUUGCAAAGCAUCCUUAACUGACUCAUCAUUGCCAAAACCAUGCGACGAUUCAACAUGUUUGAUCGCAAAUAUAGAAUUUGUUGGGUACUCCAAACUAUUCGGUUUUAUUUGGAAGAAAUGUUCUCGCGAUAUUAAAAAUCACUUUAAAAAUAUUGAAAAAGAAGCAAAGAAAUUACUUCAAGGCUCAGCAGGGAAUCUAUGCUUUAUUGAGUAUGACCCCAGCAAAAAAACUCGAAGAAAUAAAAGAAAGAAAACGAAAUUGGAUGAUUCGGAACUUGGUAUAACGAUGGAUGAUCCCACUUAUAAAGAAUGGUAUAAUAAAGAAAUUGAACGUAUUGAACAUAUUAAACAUAUUGUUAACGGCACAGUUGAUAAUAAUUUGUUCGAACAACGCAGUACAAUGGAUUAUGUAAUUCACAAUGAUUGGUUGUCCGGUUAA